AUGUCACUCUUCAGAAUUGGAGGUGCUGCCGGUCUUCGGGCCAGCAGAUUUGCUGUGCCCGUCAAUGCCCGCUUCGUCUCCAGCUCUCCCAAUGGAAUCAAGACCAGCACCUCGGACGCUCCCACCACUCCUAACAAGGAGAGCACCUUGAUUAACCAGGAGUCCCCAUCUGAGGCUAUGACUCGUCACCAGCCGGACUAUGAGGCGACCAUUGACCAUGGCACUUCGCAAUUCUCCCCAGUGCCCAAGCGCGUCAUGGAUGGCAGUGAGCCCGGUGAAUCCCUUCCCGGCGCUGUUCUCUCCGGCGCUCCCACCGACCUCCAGGCCCGCACUGUCCGUAUCUACCGCCCCACUAAGCCCGCGACACAGUCUGGUACCUGGCACCAGCACCACUGGCGCAUGGAUUGGGAUAUCCUCCAGCGUGGUCACCGCUGGGAGAACCCUCUCAUGGGCUGGCAAUCAUCCGCCGAUUGCAUGCAGGGCACCAACAUGAAGUUCAAGUCCAAGGAGGACGCCAUUGCUUUCGCCCAGAAGCAGGGCUACGAAUAUUUUGUCCAGGAGCCUAAUGUGCGCCGUUUCGUUCCCAAGUCCUACGCGAACAACUUCCUUCACGAGCCCAAGAAGAUCAAGAACAUCAAGACCAAAUGA
Penicillium brevicompactum is the source of this 648-nucleotide messenger RNA. Its product is annotated as ETC complex I subunit. Lineage: Eukaryota; Fungi; Ascomycota; Eurotiomycetes; Eurotiales; Aspergillaceae. The record is from RefSeq and is a predicted model, not a curated record. Gene Ontology annotation, biological process: electron transport chain. The coding region runs from base 1 to 648 and encodes 215 amino acids. The transcript has 3 exons.